Vicia villosa (hairy vetch) is the source of this 2505-nucleotide messenger RNA. RefSeq names its product arogenate dehydratase/prephenate dehydratase 1, chloroplastic-like. Gene Ontology annotation, biological process: L-phenylalanine biosynthetic process. The record is from RefSeq and is a predicted model, not a curated record. Gene Ontology annotation, molecular function: arogenate dehydratase activity; prephenate dehydratase activity. The transcript is spliced from 19 exons. Gene Ontology annotation, cellular component: cytoplasm; chloroplast. The coding region runs from base 1 to 1752 and encodes 583 amino acids. NCBI's taxonomy places the organism in Eukaryota, Viridiplantae, Streptophyta, Magnoliopsida, Fabales, Fabaceae.
AUGUUUGAUACAUUGCAUCCUUCCAAUCUACCCAAUUAUAUUCUUCCAUUGAAAACCUUAGUUGCUUAUCAGAGAGCUACUCCUCCUGUUGAAGAGCAAAAGCCCUUGCUUCAUUCUGCUUAUCCGAAUCACUCCAAGCGCUUUCACAAAGACAUCAACAUGCUUCCCAAGCCGUUAAUGUCAAUCGAUGAUUCUUCUUCUGCAAGUGAUGGAUCAAAGGGAUUGCCGGGAUCUUACAGUGAGGAUGCAGCUUUGAAAGCGUAUCCAAAUUGUGAGACUGUGCCAUUUGAAUUGUGGUUUGUUGAUAAAGCGGUUCCUCCAAUUGAAAAUUCUAUGGAUGGAAGCAUCCACCGCAAUUAUGACUUACUUCUUCGACAUAGGUUGCACAUUGUUGGAGGGGUUCAGCUGCGUGUUAGCCAUUGUCUCUUAGGAUUGCCUGGUGUGACUAAGGAGGAGCUCCUCUGUGUUGCUCUUGCUCAAUGUAGGGCGAUGCUUAAUGAUUUAGGUGUUGACAAAAUUGGUGACCAGGAAACGGCCGUUGUUGCUAAGUUCGUGAUUUUUCUUCAGACCAGCGUUGUUUUCAGUUUAGAAGAAGGUCCAGGUGCACUACUCAAAGCUCUGUCAGUGUUUUCUACGAAGAAUAUUAAUUUGUCAAAGAGUCGUCGACUGAAGCAGUUCUCCUUAAGGAUUGUUGAUGAUUCAAAUCAAGGGAGUUCCAAUGUUUCAGUUUCAGCUCAUCAGAGAGCUACCAUUCCUGUUAAAGAUCAAAAGCACUUGCUUCAUUCUGCUAAUCAGAAUCACUCCAAGGGCUUUCACAAAGACAUCAACAGGCUUCCCAAGCCGCUAACGUCAAUCGAUGAUUCUUCUUCUGCGAGUGAUGGAUCAAAGUUGCGUGUGGGUUAUCAGGGAGUGCCGGGAGCAUACGGUGAGGAUGCUGCUUUUAGAGCGUAUCCAAAAUGUGAGACUGUGCCUUGUGAGGAUUACGAAGCUGCAUUUAAGGCAGUUGAACUGUGGUUGGUUGAUAAAGCGGUUCUACCAAUUGAAAAUUCUGUGGAUGGAAGCAUCCACCGCAAUUAUGACUUACUUCUUCGACAUAGGUUGCACAUUGUCGGAGAGGUGCAACUGCUUGUCAACCAUUGUCUUUUAGGAUUGCCUGGUGUGUCUAAGGAGGAGCUCAACAGUGUUAUGAGUCAUCCUCAGGCUCUUGCUCAAUGUAAGACGCUGCUUGACGAUUUAGGUGUUGACAAAGUUGGUGACCAGGAUACUGCUGUUGCUGCUAAGAGAGUGGCCAUAAAUUGUGUAAGACACAUUGGAGCUAUUGCCAGUUCUCGAGCGGCAGAAAUAUAUGGCCUGGAUAUUCUUGCUGAAGGAAUUCAGGAUGAUGAUGAAAAUGUUACGCGUUUCUUGGUUCUUGCGAGGGAGCCUAGAAUUCCAGGAACCGACGGCCCACAUAAGACUAGCAUUGUUUUCAGCUUACAAGGAGGUCCAGGUGCACUAUUCAAAGCACUGUCGGUGUUUUCUAUGAGGGAUAUUAAUCUGUCAAAGAUAGAGAGUCGUCCACUGAAGCAGCGCCCCUUAAGGAUUGUUGAUGAUUCAAAUCAAGGGAGUUCCAAGUAUUUUGACUACCUGUUCUACAUCGAUUUUGAAGCUUCAAUGGCAGAGCCUCGUGCACAAAAGGCUUUAGGACAGUUGCAGGAAAUUGCUAGUUUUCUUCGAGUUUUUGGUUGUUACCGAAUGGAUACACACGUAUAAAAGUUCUUCAACGUCUUUAAAGUAUAGCUAGAAGCAACCAUAGAUGCUGUUUGUCUUGCUUACAGCAAGAGCGGCUAGGUUACAACCGGAGUCAAAGGGAGAGAAGCAUUACUCCAGGCACCUGUUUAGAAAUAAUGUUGAUUUCCUAAGAAGUUUUGUCAUAGUUUAUCUUAGGAUGAAAUCCUCAUUUUUCUAUCUCUUUUAUGUUAUUUUAUAACAUCAUUUAUUUGCGCCCUUUAAUUUAGAAUUUUAGAUUGCAGAGCUCUUUAUCUUUUACAUACAUUCAAUACUAUGUCUCUAUAUUACUGAUCUACUUCUACACCUUUCUAAAUUUUUUAAAUUUUUUUUUAAACGAUAUUAAGGCAAUUUCAUUGCAGAGGCACACUUUUGAAAAUUCUAAAAUAUCUUUGGAUGAAUUUGGAGAUAUAUCUCCGAACACAAAAGAAUACCAUUUUCUGCGUAAAUUUAGUUCGGAGAUGCAUCAAUGAAUAAACCAAAGAUAAAUUUGCAGAUACAUCUCCGAAGCCACCUUUCUUCCUAAGUAAAUCAAACAUCCACCAAAUCAAUACUAUACUAAGAAAACUAAUGCCUCAUUUAAUUACAUUUUAAUCUUAAGUUAAUCCAUGGAUUAACCAAUUUUUAAGGGUAUAAUAGUCAUUAGGGGUUUUAAAUAAUUAAAAUAAAAAUUAAUCAAAAUCAUAAUUACAAGGUUUGAAAUAUACUAAUUUAGUGAGGUCAAUUUACAACUUCCAA